This is a messenger RNA of Diospyros lotus (date-plum), 717 nucleotides long. RefSeq lists its product as uncharacterized. The coding region runs from base 1 to 717 and encodes 238 amino acids. Gene Ontology annotation, molecular function: nucleic acid binding; RNA-DNA hybrid ribonuclease activity. Lineage: Eukaryota; Viridiplantae; Streptophyta; Magnoliopsida; Ericales; Ebenaceae. The record is from RefSeq and is a predicted model, not a curated record. The transcript is spliced from 3 exons.
AUGUACCCAAAUGACGAGGAAAAGAUAGCCUUCAUCACCAAAGACGUGAACAUUUGCUACAAAGUCAUGUCGAUUGGAUUGAAGAAUGCAGGAGCUACCUACAACCGACUGAUGAACAAGGUGUUCCUUGAUCAAAUAGUACUAGAAGAUAGAGAAGUUAGCCUUAGCCUUGGUUAUCAUAGCUUGGAAGCUCAUACCUUAUUUCCAGAUUCAUCAAAUCACUAUGCUAACCGAUCAACCGAUCAGGUAUUGUUAGACUUCUAUGUUGAAUUAUCUUCGCGUACUCAAGUUUUCGAUAGUAACCCUUGGACAUUAUCAGUGGAUGGAGCUUCAAACAUCAAGGGAAGCGGGGCGGGAAUAAUCUUGGAGGGACCAGAUGGGCUUCUGAUCGAACAGUCCCUUCGUUUUAACUUCAGGACGAGCAAUAACCAAGCCGAGUACGAAGCCCUCAUCGUUGGGCUAGGCUUGGCCAAGGAAGUUGGAGCUACUAAGCUGAUUGCAAGGAACGAUUCCCAGCUGGUGAUUAACCACGUUAAAGGUGAAUUCCAAGCAAAAGAUCAUCAGCUCAGCAAGUAUCUCAACAAGGUCAAAGCCUUAUCCGAGGCCAUCGAGUCCUUUAACAUUGAGUAUGUUCCAAGGGAGCAAAAUUUAAGAGUAGACUUGCUCUUAAAGCUCGAUAGCACCAAGGCUCUAGGAACCAACCAGUCGGUUAUAUAG